CUUUGUUUUUUCCCUUCCCAGAUUUCUACCGAACUUUUAGGACCCCAAAUUUAUUGUGUCGAAGCGACGGAAGAAACAAAAUUUUCAACCACCGGUCCACAACCCGCGUCUUGUCUUAUUAAUAAGAAGCAAUCGGACCCUCAUCUGAUCACUGGUGCUUCAUUUUUGUGUUGGUAGGGUCCCUCACCCUCUACCCGCCACUAUUUCGUCUCGGCAGCGGCUCACUUUCUUCGCUACUUGAACAGCAGAUCCUCUAAAUCUUGAACGCCCACCUGUGCAAAAGGGUGCUGUUCUUGUCUGAGAGCCCAUGGAUAGGUGACUCUCUGUCUGCCUCUCUGGUUGGUUGAAGUAUAUAUUACCGUGUCUAUAGGUAGGCUUGUUAUCGGUGCAUUGCAUGUAUACAGUUUUUGGUUGGAGGAAAUAGGUGAUUGAGCAGCUUCUGUUUUUGGGGAAAAUGAGACAGAGUUGGUGCGUUCAACAACUUAUUGAUGUACAAGUUUUUCGAAGUUCAAAAAGUUCUGCUGCCUGAUCCUUUUCCUGAUAUGCGAUGCUAUAGUCUAAGUAAGAAACUUGGACUUUCAUUCGAAGCCGCAUGUAGUUUGUUCAGUGAACUUCACAUGCACCCUUGUGCAAGGAAUAAAGAAAUACAAGAUCUUGUUGCCGCGCGGUUAACAUCACCUUUCUCUGCUGUGCAGAGGACUAGGACAUGGGGGCUUAUUCUUCGAAUGUGCUGGUGUUUUCUUCAUCUAUUGGUUAAGCUGUUUCAUCUUGCCAUACAGUCAAUCCACAAGUUGCAAUGCUAUUUUAUCCUGAUUGGGUAUACAUUCAACCAUGUCCCAUUAGGAUUAAGUAAGCUUCAGUCUGUUGCUAUUGUAGUGGAUAGUGAAGAAGCUUUUCAAAUAUCAAAAGUGGUUACUCUUAUUCGCUGGUUAUCGAAGUUUGGGGUGAAGCAUAUCUCUCUUUAUGACGUGGAUGGAGUAAUGAAGGAAUCAAAGAAGUUCCUUGUGAAAAAUUGGAGUGACUUAAGCAUAAGAGAAUGGAAGGAGGUUGAUAAGAAGUUUGCAUCCCGUGACCAAAAGUCUGUAGAACUGGAAUGGUUAAGUUUUUCUGAUGGAAAGGAAGCAAUUGUCAAAGCAGCCAGGUAUAUAAGCUCAAGCUACUCAAAACCUGUGGAAUUGGAUGCUCAUCAAAGCAAACUAGUUAUCCUGGAGGCUGACGUGGACAAGGCAUUGAAAGCUGUUCUACUGGGCCGGAGCCUGACAUUCUCCUUCUAUUUGGACCUGCUAGGUGCCAUUUAGGGUUUCCUACCUGGAGACUGAGAUAUACAGAAAUAAUACAUAUGGGAACUUUGAGAUCAUCCUCAUUCAGUGCACUACUGAAAGUAAUGUAUGACUUUUCAAAGAAGCACCAGAAUUAUGGCAAGUAGUAGGAAUUGCACACAAUUAAAUGUAUAGGUUCCAUAUUGUCCGAUGGCUUGGACGGCUUGCUUGCAUCCUUAUAAUCAAAAGACCGUUAUAAUUUGUAUUAUAAAUGCAUAAGGAACGCUUCUGCAAAUAUGUAGCUGUGAAACUUCUUUGUUAUUAACUAUUUAUUGAGUACUGUGACUCCGAGGGGUGUUUCAAGGGUUCUUUGACAGUCG
Molecule: messenger RNA, 1639 nt
Organism: Nymphaea colorata (pocket water lily)
Lineage: Eukaryota; Viridiplantae; Streptophyta; Magnoliopsida; Nymphaeales; Nymphaeaceae
Exons: 9
Coding region: 489-1298 (269 amino acids)
Cellular component (GO): endoplasmic reticulum membrane; dehydrodolichyl diphosphate synthase complex
Molecular function (GO): ditrans,polycis-polyprenyl diphosphate synthase [(2E,6E)-farnesyl diphosphate specific] activity
Source: RefSeq, a predicted model, not a curated record